ACUUUCUCCAAGAUGUCCUAUCAGAAACACCAGCAGAAAUGGCAGCUCCCUGCCAAGUGCCUCCCCAAAUAUCCAUCCAAGUGGGCCCCUCAGGAUCCUGCUUCAUGUCCAGCUCCAUGCCCCCCUCCAGCUCCUUCCUGCUGUGUUCCCAGUUGCUGUAUUUCUGGAUUUGGAGGCCACUGCUCUCUAGUUUCACUCCAGUUUCCACGAUUCUACCUGCGUCAGCCCCAGCAUUCUGACUGCUGUGAGCACGAGUCUUCUAGAUGUUCCACUUGCCAUAGCUCUGGAGACUGCAGCUGACCUGUGACCUUUAAGGAACCAAAGAACCACAGCCAAGGACCCACCCUGAGUUGAUGUCUUCCCUCACUCUUACCCUCCUCCUUCCUUCUCCUCCUGAACUCAGCUGCCUAUUUCCAUAGGUGAUGGGCUCCCCCUUUUGCUGAGAACCUCAGGCCUCUUGGCCUUGGCUGUGUUCCUAGAUCAAGGAGACCUGCAUGCAAAAGAAAAAUCUGCUUUUUGAAGCCUGAUCAGUGUG
Molecule: messenger RNA, 535 nt
Organism: Gorilla gorilla gorilla (western lowland gorilla)
Lineage: Eukaryota; Metazoa; Chordata; Mammalia; Primates; Hominidae
Gene: LCE7A
Product: late cornified envelope 7A
Exons: 1
Coding region: 13-300 (95 amino acids)
Biological process (GO): epidermis development
Source: RefSeq, a predicted model, not a curated record